Spea bombifrons (plains spadefoot toad) is the source of this 1775-nucleotide messenger RNA. RefSeq names its product UDP-galactose-4-epimerase (gene GALE). The record is from RefSeq and is a predicted model, not a curated record. Gene Ontology annotation, molecular function: UDP-glucose 4-epimerase activity. NCBI's taxonomy places the organism in Eukaryota, Metazoa, Chordata, Amphibia, Anura, Pelobatidae. The transcript is spliced from 11 exons. Gene Ontology annotation, cellular component: cytosol. The coding region runs from base 165 to 1211 and encodes 348 amino acids. Gene Ontology annotation, biological process: beta-D-galactose catabolic process via UDP-galactose, Leloir pathway.
UUUCCAGUCUGCGAUUUCGAAUGCUAGCUCCUGAUGAAUGGAAACUCCGCCUCUUGGAAUAACCUCAGCAGCUACAGCCAGAGUCCAGAUCUGACAGAGGAGAGGGUUUGACGUGCGCACAGCUGCAAGGUCUGAAGGCAGAGGGAUUGACAAUCUGCUCGACGAUGGCUGAAAAGGUGCUUGUAACGGGUGGUGCUGGGUACAUUGGGAGCCACUGUGUCGUGGAAUUGCUGGAAGCUGGAUACCAUCCUGUAGUAAUCGAUAACUUUCAUAAUGCUAUACGAGGGACCCAUGGUCUUCCAGAAAGUCUUCAAAGGGUACAGAAAAUCUUGGGAAAGGAAAUUGAGUUUGAAGAGGUGGAUCUGCUUAAUAAGGAUGCCCUGAGCAGCUUGUUUGACAAGCACAAGUUCUCUGCAGUUCUGCACUUUGCUGGAUUGAAGGCUGUUGGUGAGUCUGUGGAGAAACCUCUGCUGUAUUACAAAGUAAACCUAACAGGCACCAUCCAUCUCCUGGAGGUGAUGAGUUCUCAUGGAGUGAAGAAGUUGGUGUUCAGUAGCUCUGCCACGGUAUAUGGUGAUCCUAAAUAUCUGCCUAUUGAUGAGAGCCAUCCAGUAGGAGGUUGCACAAAUCCGUAUGGAAAAACCAAGUAUUUUAUAGAAGAAAUGAUAAAGGACCAAUGCAAAGCUGAAGGGGACUGGUGUGCAAUUCUUCUAAGAUAUUUCAAUCCUAUUGGAGCUCAUGUAUCAGGACGUAUCGGUGAAGAUCCUCAGGGAAUCCCAAACAACCUGAUGCCAUACGUCUCCCAGGUGGCUGUGGGAAGGAGGGAAUAUUUGAAUGUCUUUGGAAAUGACUAUAAUACGCCUGACGGAACAGGGGUUCGGGAUUAUAUCCACAUUGUCGAUUUGGCUAAAGGUCACAUUGCGGCUCUUAAGAGGUUAGAGACUAGCAGUGGAUGUAAGGCAUAUAACCUUGGAACAGGCGUAGGAUAUUCUGUACUCCAGAUGGUAAAAGCAAUGGAAAAGGCUUCUGGAAAAGAGGUUCCGUAUAAAAUUGUGGCCAGGAGAGAAGGAGACAUUGCUACAUGCUAUGCAGAUCCAGCUCUGGCUGCAGCAGAGCUGGGCUGGAAGGCAGAAUAUGACCUGGACAGAAUGUGUGAGGAUCUUUGGCGCUGGCAAUCCCAUAAUCCCACGGGUUUCAGCACAGAACACUGAGUCUCAUGUUACAUCAUCCAGGAAGGACAGCCCUUUAUCUCAACUAUAUUGUGUUAAGCGGAGUAUUUAUAACACUGUUGAAAAAAUAAAUCAUAAAAAUGUUAUAUUAAUGCUAAAAAGAACACGCUCUCAGGUGUUCCUUGUGCACAGCAGGAUCCAUCUCAGUAGAAUCACGCCUACCUCAUGUACCCAUCCACAUGCAACCAACAUGGAUGGGUCUAGAGAGCAACCAUUUUUUUUUCUUUAUAAUUUUAGUUUCGUUACUGUUUUGGUAAAUGUCAAAGCUUGUAUUUAACAUUCCAAGCAAAUGUAGUCUUGUUUUUCUUAACUUAAAAGCCCCGUAUGAAGAUUUGAUUUUAUUAAUUCAGAGUUUCUUGUGUCAGAUGUUUAACUUUGAAUUGCCUUUUAAUAGCAGCUGUUUGAAAGGGGGGUGGGGGUGUGGCUGAGCCACUUAAACCUCACACUUCCAUAAUGAAAAUGUUCAUAAAAAUAACUGUGUAUAAAUAUUUUUGCCAUAAAUCCAUACGUCAGCAUUUUAUAUGAAGGAAUAAAUUAAAUACAAAA